This is a messenger RNA of Verticillium alfalfae VaMs.102, 1359 nucleotides long. Its product is annotated as gamma-glutamyl phosphate reductase. The transcript has a single exon. The record is from RefSeq and is a predicted model, not a curated record. NCBI's taxonomy places the organism in Eukaryota, Fungi, Ascomycota, Sordariomycetes, Glomerellales, Plectosphaerellaceae. The coding region runs from base 1 to 1359 and encodes 452 amino acids. Gene Ontology annotation, molecular function: glutamate-5-semialdehyde dehydrogenase (NADP+) activity; NADP binding.
AUGUCUCUGACAAACGCAUCGCCCGCCGACUGCGCCCAAUCGGCCAAGUUGGCCUCCCACGUUCUGGCGACCCUCCCCACAUCAGCCCGCAACGACGCUCUCACAGCCAUCCACGAUGCUCUUGCUGCCUCCAAAGAAGACAUUCUGAAGGCCAAUGCCGAAGACGUAGAGCUCGCCCGGAAGGCAGCCGCCGAUGGCACCUUGAGCCAGAGUCUCGUGUCCCGGUUGGAUCUCGGCCGCAAGGGCAAGUUUGAGGACAUGCUCAAGGGCAUCCUCGAUGUGCGUGACCUCGAAGACCCCAUCGGCCGUCUCACUCUGCGCACCCGCCUCGACGACGGCCUGACCCUCGACCGCGUCACCUGCCCCAUUGGCGUCCUUCUCAUCAUUUUUGAGGCCCGGCCCGAGGUCAUUGCCAACAUUGCCUCCCUCGCCAUCAAGUCCGGCAACGCCGCCAUCCUCAAGGGCGGCAAGGAGUCGACGCGGUCCUUCGUCGCCGUGGCCACCGUCAUCGCCAAGGCCCUCGACGGCACCCGUGUGCCCAACCAGGCCGUCCAGCUCGUCACGACGCGCGACGUCAUCCCCGAGCUCCUGGCCCUCGACCACCUCAUCGACCUCGUCAUCCCCCGCGGCUCCAACGAGCUCGUCCGCACCAUCAAGAACACCACGCGCAUCCCCGUCCUCGGCCACGCCGACGGGCCUCUGCGCCACCUAUCUCGCCGCCGACGCCGACCCCACGCUCGCCGCCAACGUCCUCGUCGACUCCAAGACGAGCUACCCCGCCGCCUGCAACGCCUCGAGACGCUGCUUGUGCAAGAAUCCGCCCUGCAGCAGCCCGACGGGCCCUUUGCCGCCGCCGCCCGCGCCCUGCUCGCGGCCGGCGUCACCCUGCACCUCGACGCCGCCUCCCAGGCCGCCGUCCGCGCCCUCGCCGCCGCCGACGACGCAGACGCCGUCCCCGCGGCCCAGCUCGUCGACGUCCAGCCCGACGACUACCGCACCGAGUUCCUCUCCCUCGACCUCGCCGUCAAGACGGUGCCCGACCAGGACGCCGCUGUCGCCCAUAUCCACGCCCACUCGUCCAAGCACACGGACCUCAUCCUGACCGCCGACGCCGACGCCGCCGAGCGCUUCAUGGCCGCCGUCGACUCGGCCGGCUGCUACUGGAACGCGUCGACGCGCAUGGCCGACGGCAUGCGCUACGGUUUCGGCACCGAGGUCGGCAUCAGCACCAACAAGAUCCACGCCCGCGGGCCCGUCGGCCUCGAGGGCCUCAUGAUCUACAAGUACAAGCUGCGCGGGCCAGGGCCAGGUCUCCCUGGCCUACGGCGAGGGCGACGGCAAGAAGCCGUUCAAGCAUGA